AUGAAAGAUGAUGAAACCAUUGUUGAGAUCUUUUCAAAGAUGGUGACUUUGACAAAUGAGAUGAAGUUAUAUAGAGAAAAUACCUCUGAAUUGCAGAAGUUGGAUAAGGUGUUUAGGGUUAUUCUAGUCAAGUUUGACCAUAUUGUGGUGGCAAUUGAAGAAUCUAAAGACUUGUCAGAGAUGAAGCUUGAAGAAUUACAAGCAUCUCUUGAGGAACAUGAGAUGAGACUGAAGCAAAGAGAUUUGAAAAAAGUGUCUGAACAGGAAUUGCAAGAAAGUUUCUUCAAGAAGAUGAAAGAAAGCUCCUCAAACAACAACAAAGUGAAAGUAAAAUGGAAUAAGAAGUUAAAUGGCAAUGUUGAUGUUGGUAAGGCUUCAAGAAGGCAAGAUAAAACUAGCAAGAAUUGUGCAAAUCAACAUCAGAAAGUCAAGAAGGUUGAAAUGAAGGAGGUUCAAUGUUAUUGUUGUCAGAAAUUUGGUCAUUAUGUUCGAGACUACUACUACAACGAGAAUAAUGAUGAGGACAAGGGUGUGGCUCAAUUUGCUCAUGAUGGUAGCAAUGAAUCUGAAGAUGUUAUCUUGAUGGUUCCAACACAUUUGGCUUCAAAGAAAGCAAAUGUGUGGUACCUUGAUACAUGUUGCAGCAAUCAUAUGACAGGAAACAAGAACUAG
Molecule: messenger RNA, 672 nt
Organism: Lathyrus oleraceus (garden pea)
Lineage: Eukaryota; Viridiplantae; Streptophyta; Magnoliopsida; Fabales; Fabaceae
Exons: 1
Coding region: 1-672 (223 amino acids)
Source: RefSeq, a predicted model, not a curated record